This is a messenger RNA of Aureococcus anophagefferens, 417 nucleotides long. RefSeq lists its product as hypothetical. The transcript has a single exon. The annotation marks the transcript as partial. Lineage: Eukaryota; Pelagophyceae; Pelagomonadales; Pelagomonadaceae. The record is from RefSeq and is a predicted model, not a curated record.
AUGCGCCUGAAAGUAUAUUCUGGAUGCUGGGAUGCAGCGAGAUUGGAUGAAGAAAUAAAACUGUACCAUGUGCGCACCGCACCCAAAAUUUACGACAAGAUUGUCAACCUCAGUGGAUUUUUCAUCAAACUUGGCCAGAGACUAUCUCUGAGUCGAGGUGUGGUCCCAGAGCCCUAUGUUGUCGCAUUUAGACCACUCACUGAACACGUCAAGCCACGGCCAUUCGAGGUUGUUGAAGAUGUUUUCAGGGGUGCAACUGGGCAACCCAUGGUAGACGCCUUUGAAUUUGUCGAUCAUCAGGCACUCGGCUCUGCAAGCCUUGGGCAAACACACAGAGCAAGAUUGCGUGCGAAAUUCAGUGAAACUUGCGACAAUGUGGUAGUGAAGAUCCAAUAUCCUGAAGUGGAUGAAACUUUU